Messenger RNA from Oncorhynchus nerka (sockeye salmon), 3249 nucleotides. RefSeq names its product transmembrane protein 266-like. The transcript is spliced from 10 exons. NCBI's taxonomy places the organism in Eukaryota, Metazoa, Chordata, Actinopteri, Salmoniformes, Salmonidae. Bases 1 to 2523 code for a protein of 840 amino acids. Gene Ontology annotation, molecular function: voltage-gated channel activity. The record is from RefSeq and is a predicted model, not a curated record. Gene Ontology annotation, cellular component: dendrite; plasma membrane.
AUGACUGAGCUAGAGUACAACUGGAGCACUGUCGGAGCGCCUCACAGUACAGCCCAGUGGAGCGCCUCACAGUACAGCACAGUGGAGCGCCUCACAGUACAGCCCAGUGGAGCGCCUCACAGUACAGCACAGUGGAGCGCCUCACAGUACAGCCCAGUGGAGCGCCUCACAGUACAGCACAGUGGAGCGCCUCACAGUACAGCACAGUGGAGCGUCUCACAGUGGAGCGCCUCACAGUACAGCCCAGUGGAGCGCCUCACAGUACAGCACAGUGGAGCGCCUCACAGUACAGCCCAGUGGAGCGCCUCACAGUACAGCACAGUGGAGUGCCUCACAGUACAGCCCAGUGGAGUGCCUCACAGUACAGCCCAGUGGAGUGCCUCACAGUACAGCCCAGUGGAGUGCCUCACAGUACAGCACAGUGGAGCGCCUCACAGUACAGCACAGUGGAGCGCCUCACAGUACAGCACAGUGGAGCGCCUCACAGCACCUCACAGCUCCUCACAGUACAGCACAGUGGAGCGCCUCACAGCUCCUCACAGUACAGCCCAGUGGAGCGCCUCACAGCUCCUCACAGUACAGCCCAGUGGAGAACCUCACAGUACAGCCCAGUGGAGCGCCUCACAUGACGUGGUGGAGCAGCAGGCUGGAGGCCUAUCAGACCUGGAGAUCAUCUCCCAGCCAGACCCAGUGGAGGAGCAUGGUGUGCAGGAGAUGAACCCUUCCUGCAUGACUCCUGUCCAGCUGGUCAGCUUCGGCUACAGGGACCUUCCUCUGGCCCACCUGGAUCUCUCCCUGGCCGGAUCACAGCUCCUCUCUAACCUGGAUGAGGACGACAACAGGGAAGGGUCUAACUGGUUGAAGCCGUGCUGUGGGCGGAGGGUAGCCCUGUGGCAGGUGUGUCUGCUCAGUGCAGGCUUCAACUGUUUCCUGGUGGCCCUGGUCAUCCUGGUGGUGGUCUUCUUGACCCUGGAACUCCUCAUAGACACCAAGCAUCUACAAUUUGCCAAUGCUAUUCAAUUUGCCAGCGUCAUCCAUUGGAUCAGCCUUGCCAUCCUUUCACUCUUCUUCACUGAGACAGUCUUCAGGAUUGUAGUCCUUGGGAUUUGGGACUACAUUGAGAACAAAGUAGAGGUGUUUGACGGGGCAGUCAUCGUGUUGUCCCUGGCCCCUAUGGUAGCCUCCACGGUAGCCAACGGCCCCAGCAGUCCCUGGGACGCCAUCAGCCUCAUCAUCACCCUGCGCAUCUGGAGGGUCAAGAGAAUCAUCGACGCCUAUGUGUUGCAGGUGAAGGUGGAGAUGGAGCUGGAGAUCCUGCAGUGUGAGAAGAUCAAGGCUGUCAGGGAGGAGCAGCUGGAACGACUCACACAGAUCUGCCAGGAGCAGGCAUUUGAGAUCAGACAGCUCCGGGCCCACCUGGCCCAGCAGGACUUGGACCUGGCUGCAGAGCAGGAGGCUGCUAUGCAGAUCCACCAUGUGUGGAGCAAACAGAGGAGCAGCUACCAGGUGGUGGAGAGCCAGGGCCCUGGGGAGUCUGACGAUGAGGGACAUGGAGUCCUCAGGGAGACCCCAGCAGAUCCUGUUGUCCAUCAUGACGACAUGAACAACUAUAUCAGCCAGUACUACAGUGAACAGAGUAGUGACAUGGGGGGUCCUCGUGUCAUCACCACGUCAGCCAUCGAUGUCCACCUCCCUACGACCCAUUACCCCGCCCACAACAACCCUCUGCUGGGCGUGGAGCAAAUGAGUAGAGCUGUGAGUGACACUUCCACCAGCGUAUCACUGUCCAGUGGCAGUCUGACGGCCCGCCCUCAUAGCCUGAGCAGCCACACCCUGCGCUCGUCUACUACGGACUGCAGCAGCAACGCCACGGCCAGGGACUACCACACCCAGGCUAGGAACUACAAUGCUCAAACCAAGGCCCGGGGGCCUUAUCUGGACUACAAGUCCCAGAAGCAGACCCAGGACAGGGACUUUAACACUGAGCACUCCAACACCCAGGGCCAGCGCUGCUUCCCCCUGCCCUUCUGCAGCCCUCUGGGCCUGGGUCUGACCUCAGCCCAGCCUCCCCUUCCACGGGACCCCAGCGUGGUAGUCCAGGAGCUGCUCUCGUCCCUGCCCUACUGCAGCCCUCUGGGCCUGGGUCUGACCUCAGCCCAGCCUCCCCUUCCACAGGACCCCAGCGUGGUAGUCCAGGAGCUGCUCUCCUCCCUGUCUGAGGAUUCCUGUCUGGCCCAGAAAGGCCUGGUGGACCCAGUUAACCUAAAGCUUCCCAGUCCUGCCGGCUCAGCCAAGGCCAGCCCAGAGCUGGAGCACAGAAUCAACAUCUACAACUGGAAGAAUCAGGAGGAGAACCAGUACCAGAGCCGGGGCCAGAGACAGGACCGAGCCGCAGCCACUGUGCUCCUACAGACUAAGCCUCUCAUCCACCUGCAGGGCGGCACUCCUGAGUCCUCUUUGGAGGAGAAGUAUAGGCUACUGGGCCCUGCUGAUGGUCCACUGUGCCGUCUGCCUGAUACAUAGGGUUGAUUCACACUACUGAGCUGAGCCAAGCCGAACUGAGCUGCAUUGUGCUGGCCUGGUUAUGCAUCCACCAUAGUUUUUUGAACAUUGCUGGAAAGGACAUGUGAAAAGAAUAUGUCAGAGCCAGCACUGGUUGGCUCGGGUCGGCACAACAGUGUGAAAAGGGCAAUAGUUCAUCCCAGAGGACAAAGCAUACAGCUCAAGACAGAACUGACUGACCUGGCUUCUCCAAAUCCUCAUGCUUCAAACAAAGUCAGAGCCUGGUCCAAGAUCAAACCUGGCGUUACGGCCUCCCGGGUGGUGCAGUGGUUAAGGGCGCUGUACUGCAGCGCCAGCUGUGCCAUCAGAGUCCCUGGGUUCGCGCCCAGGGUCUGUCGUAACCGGCCGCGACCGGGAGGUCCGUGGGGCGACGCACAAUUGGCCUAGCGUCGUCCGGGUUAGGGAGGGCUUGGUCGGUAGGGAUAUCCUUGUCUCAUCGCGCACCCGGUUGCCGGGUGCACGGUGUAGCCUCCGACACAUUGGUGCGGCUGGCUUCCGGGUUGGAUGCGCGCUGUGAAGCAGUACGGCUGGUUGGGUUGUGUAUCGGAGGACGCAUGACAUUCAACCUUCGUCUCUCCCGAGCCCGUACGGGAGUUGUAGCGGUGAGACAAGAUAGUAGCUACUACAAUAAUUGGAUACCACGAAAUUGGGGAGAAAAAGGGGUAAAAUUCAACAAAAAAAAAAAAA